Messenger RNA from Symphalangus syndactylus (siamang), 2318 nucleotides. RefSeq names its product crystallin alpha A (gene CRYAA). Gene Ontology annotation, biological process: negative regulation of apoptotic process; lens development in camera-type eye; protein refolding. Gene Ontology annotation, molecular function: structural constituent of eye lens. Lineage: Eukaryota; Metazoa; Chordata; Mammalia; Primates; Hylobatidae. The record is from RefSeq and is a predicted model, not a curated record. Gene Ontology annotation, cellular component: nucleus; cytoplasm.
AAAAAAAAACUGAGGCAAACUUUUUUUUUUUUUUUUUUGAGACGGAGUCUCGCUCUGUCGCCCAGGCUGGAGUGCAGUGGCGCGAUCUCGGCUCACUGCAAGCUCCGCCUCCCGGGUUCACGCCAUUCUCCUGCCUCAGCCUCCCGAGUAGCUGGGACUACAGGCGCCCGCCACCACGCCCGGCUGAUUUUUUGUAUUUUUAGUAGAGACGGGGUUUCACCAUGUUAGCCAGGAUGGUCUCGAUCUCCUGACCUCGUGAUCCGCCCGCCUUAGCCUCCCAAAGUGCUGGGAUUACAGGCGUGAGCCACCGCGCCCGGCCAGCAAACUUGAUAUAAGUAGAGAGGUUAUUUGGGCCAAGUUUGAAGAUUGUAACCCGGGAGCAUAGCUUCAAGUUGCCCUGAACAUAGGAUUUGCAACAGUGACAAAGUGAACUGGGGUCCUGAGUUUUGUGUUCCUUUCGCAGAGGUGAGGCCAGAGAAGUGACAAGACAGAUGCCAGUCCAGCAGGUGGUCAUGUCCAGAAAGUGCAGCCUCAGGACACGGUCUGGGGACAAAGACUGCUGGAGAGUUGGAAGCUGGCAAGAGGGUCUCAGCUGUGAAGUCCCUGGGGUGGGGGAGAAGUGGUCGGAGAAAGCAGAGAACACAACUGAAGACACUGGUUGUUCUAGCAGGCUUUGACUGGAAUGGCAUAUUUUCAGAUAUGACCAGACUGCUUUGAGGAAUUCAGGUUGGCUUAACAGAGCCAAUAAAAAGCUACUUGGAAAGAGUGGCCAUGUGCCUUAUCUAUACAGUUCCCUUACAAGGUUCCUGAUCUUGAGACAUUUAGCUUCACUUGAACCUGUGUUUGAAGCUUUAGUGAACAUUGUCCUUGGGAGUAUGAAGUACUAGAAAAUUUAUGAUGCAUGAGGGUGCCCGGCUGAGAGCAGACAAGCCGCCUAGCAGGUGGCUUUUCAAGCAGAAUCACAGACUAGCUCCGUCGCUGUGGUGAACGUUCUCCCCAGUGCCAGGAUUCCACUUGGCCCCUGACUGCUUGAGCAGCUGAUAUGACAGCCAUCUCUCUGCUGCCAUGCAUGUCGGCUGGGCUGGAGCCAGUGCGUCAGGAAGUAGAUGCAGAAGUGGAUCAGGAGCAAAACAUUCCUGAGAGCUGGCAGAAGCUGGCGUCUGUAGCCGCUGGGAUGCGGGGAGGGCUCGGCCCUAGCUCCACACUGCGCUGCCCAGAGGCCCCGCUGACUCCUGCCAGCCUCCAGGUCCCCGUGGUACCAAAGCUGAACAUGGACGUGACCAUCCAGCACCCCUGGUUCAAGCGCACUCUGGGGCCCUUCUACCCCAGCCGGCUGUUCGACCAGUUUUUCGGCGAGGGCCUUUUUGAGUAUGACCUGCUGCCCUUCCUGUCGUCCACCAUCAGCCCCUACUACCGCCAGUCCCUUUUCCGCACCGUGCUGGACUCCGGCAUCUCUGAGGUUCGAUCCGACCGGGACAAGUUCCUCAUCUUCCUCGAUGUGAAGCACUUCUCCCCGGAGGACCUCACCGUGAAGGUGCAGGACGACUUUGUGGAGAUCCACGGAAAGCACAACGAGCGCCAGGAUGACCACGGCUACAUUUCCCGUGAGUUCCACCGCCGCUACCGCCUGCCGUCCAACGUGGACCAGUCGGCCCUCUCUUGCUCCCUGUCCGCCGAUGGCAUGCUGACCUUCUGUGGCCCCAAGAUCCAGACUGGCCUGGAUGCCACCCACGGCGAGCGAGCCAUCCCCGUGUCGCGGGAGGAGAAGCCCACCUCGGCUCCCUCGUCCUAAGCAGGCAUGGCCUCGGCUGGCUCCCCUGCAGCCCCAGCCCAUCAUGGGGGGAGAACCCUGAGGGCGGGGUGUCUGUCUUCCUUUGCUUCCCUGUUUUUCCUUUCCACCUUCUCACAUGGAAUGAGGGUUUGAGAGAGCAGCCAGGACAGCUCAGGGUCUCAGGGUGUCCCAGACCCCGACACCGGCCAGUGGCGGAAGUGACCGCACCUCACACUCCUUUAGAUAGCAGCCUGGCUCCCCUGGGGUGCAGGCGCCUCAACUCUGCUGAGGGUCCAGAAGGAGGGGGUGACCUCCGGCCAGGUGCCUCCCGACACACCUGCAGCCUCCCUCCGCGGCGGGCCCUGCCCACACCUCCCGGGGCGCGUGAGGCCCGUGGGGCCGGGGCUUCUGUGCGCCUGGGCUCUGGCGGCCUCUUCUCUCAGACCGUCUUCCUCCAACCCCUCUAUGUAGUGCCGCUCUUGGGGACAUGGAUCGCCCAUGAGAGCGCAGCCCGCGGCAAUCAAUAAAGAGCAGGUGAUACAAGCAA